This is a messenger RNA of Papaver somniferum (opium poppy), 1468 nucleotides long. RefSeq names its product dehydrogenase/reductase SDR family member 12-like. The record is from RefSeq and is a predicted model, not a curated record. The coding region runs from base 168 to 1136 and encodes 322 amino acids. Lineage: Eukaryota; Viridiplantae; Streptophyta; Magnoliopsida; Ranunculales; Papaveraceae. The transcript is spliced from 10 exons.
AACAAAACUCGGCUAAACUGGCAGACAACAGAAGAAUUCGCUGAGCUACUGUUGAGCAGCUUGGGGCUGGCUCUUCUUCCCCGGCCUAUCCCUCAGAUUCAGAUCUAAAGAAUCUUCACAUCGGAAUUGGUUUCUCAUCACUUGUAGUUGGAUUACUAGUAUCAAGAAUGUUUCUUCAGAAGGCAUGGAGAACAGCUGCUUUUGGUGUAUUUGGAUAUCUCAAUUUUACAAAAUCAGGUUUCAUUGAACAUACUAAGAAGUUUAAAGAAGAUGAAAUGAAAAUACGAAUAGAUGGCAAGAAUUGUGUAGUUACUGGAGCUAAUUCAGGAAUCGGUUAUGCUGUUGCUGAGGCUCUUGCUUCUAGUGGGGGAAAUGUGUAUAUGGUGUGUCGAAAUAAAGAACGAGGAGAGGCUGCUGUUUCAAAAGUUCAAUCAGCCACUGGUAACCAAAAUGUGUACUUGGAGGUAUGUGAUCUUUCGUCUAUCAGUGAUAUCAAGUCAUGCGCAUCAAGAUUUCAUUCGAAGGAGCAACCUGUCCAUAUCUUGGUUAAUAAUGCUGGAUUAAUUGAUAAUAACCGAACUACUACACCAGAAGGACUGGAGAUGAACUUUGCCGUAAAUGUAGCAGGAACUUUUUGUAUAACAGAGUUGAUGUUGCCAUUGCUGGAGAAAGCGACACCUGAUGCUCGAGUAAUUACAGUGUCCUCUGGUGGGAUGUACACGUCCCCCUUAACGGUAGAUUUACAGUUCAGUGAAAGCAAGUUUGAUGGGGUGCUGCAAUAUGCUCGAAACAAGAGAGUUCAGGUGGCCUUGACUGAAAAGUGGGCAGAACUACAUAAAAACAAAGGAAUUGGAUUCUAUUCGAUGCAUCCUGGUUGGGCUGAGACACCAGGUGUCGCUCAAAGCUUACCUGAUUUUUCUGAAAGAAUGUCAGGGAAGCUCAGAACCAGUGAGGAGGGUGCAGACACAAUUGUUUGGUUAGCUUUGCAGCCGAAGGAAAAGUUGGUAUCUGGGUCUUUUUAUUUCGAUAGAGCUGAAGCUCCUAAGCACUUGCCCUUUGCUGGGACUAGUGGGUCCCAUGAUAUUAUUGACUCCAUCGUAGAUAGGCUCUACUCCUUGUGUGAUAUUUCUAAAUGAAUUUGAAUUAUGGUAAGAGAACAUGAAGUCCUCCUUGUUAAUUUUCUUGGAUCAUACUGUUAUUUUCAGUUCGUAUCAGUGUAAAGGAAGGGUUGUCUAGGUUUGUUGCAUAUUCACACACACACAGAGAUAUAUAUACAUAUCUUAUGGCACAUUGGUUGCAACAAUGUAAGAAAAGGCCGUACGACUGAAGUGGUCGCAGCUAUAUUCUCGCAUCCUUGUCAAAAUCAUAUUAUAGCAGUGGAGCUUACACUAUAUUCUAUUGUCUUUUGCUUAGACUGUGAAGACAUCUAUUUUGCAUUCCAUUACACUGUAAUAUAUCCUGUUAUAAG